Oppia nitens is the source of this 1323-nucleotide messenger RNA. RefSeq names its product rho GTPase-activating protein 1-like. Lineage: Eukaryota; Metazoa; Arthropoda; Arachnida; Sarcoptiformes; Oppiidae. The transcript is spliced from 4 exons. Gene Ontology annotation, biological process: negative regulation of endocytic recycling; small GTPase-mediated signal transduction. Gene Ontology annotation, molecular function: GTPase activator activity. Gene Ontology annotation, cellular component: cytoplasm. The coding region runs from base 1 to 1323 and encodes 440 amino acids. The record is from RefSeq and is a predicted model, not a curated record.
AUGGAUCGAAAGUCGAAAAAAGACUUUUGCGACAUUCCUGAAGAUGUCUUUCCAUCACUGGAUCAUUGCGGAGAUCAAGACGUGGAUUUAGAGCCGGGAUUAGAGUUCGACGACUCGGAACUGACGGCAGAUAUCGAACCAAAUGUUUCGACAGAAGAAAUCGUUUUUUUCGAAUCAAACGAUGAUUUCGAAUCUGAAUUAACAAAACAAGACGACGACGUCUCGGACGACGACGACUUCGAUGACGUUCGUCGUCUCGGAAUUGUCGACGUCUUGGGCGACGAUCGUUGCGCUCGAAAAGUCAUUUGUGUUUACGCGUGUCGUUUGCCUGACGCGCGUGCAAUGAGUGCGGGACGUGUUUUGCGGUUUCUUUUGCUAACUUUAGACGCUUUCGUUGAAUCGGAUUAUUCUUUAGUUUAUUUUCAUUUCGGAUUAAACGCCAGAAAUCGACCGACAAUUCGAUGGUUUUGGAAUGCUUUCCGAGCUUUUGAUCGCAAAUAUCGCAAGAAUCUUAAGGCUUUAUUCCUCGUCCAUCCGACGCCUUUCCUUCGACUUAUUCUACGCGUCUUCCGACCCGUCGUUUCGGCAAAAUUCGGACGAAAAGUUCGACAUAUAAUGCGUUUACACGAAUUAGAAGAAGAGUUUCACGUGAAUCAACUGUCAAUUCCGGAUCAAGUCAAGGCACAUGACCGCCGAUUGGGAUCUUCUGUUGAAAGAAAACCGGUUUCUUAUCCGUCAUUAUCUGAAAUGUCUCGCGAAAGCGGAGAUUCGAUUCCAAAAGUCAUUCGAUUUUGUAUUUCUUUUCUUUCGAACGAAAAUUCUCUUCAAAUCGAAGGACUUUUUCGUCGUUCGGCUUCUGCCACAACUGUUCAACUAUUACGUCAACGAGCGCUCAAUGGACAACCGCUUUGGACAGACGGAUCAACUGAAACGCGCGAAGAAGCCGUACACGCCGUGGCCGCGCUUCUCAAAGCAAGUCUUCGCGAACUUCCGGAACCGCUUCUCACGUUUCAAGUGUUCGAUGACGUCAUUGAUUGGCCGCAACUGCCGGACGACGCAACUCGAGUGGCGGUCGCGCGGGCUAUCGUUCAGAGGCGUCUUCCGGAAGAAAACUUUGAAGUUUUGGCUUUUUUGACGGCUUUUCUGGCCAAAGUCGAGGACAGAUCUCAUCUCAACAAAAUGACGGCCGCGAAUCUGGCCAUUGUCUUCGGUCCCAACCUUUUGUGGUCUCGUGACGGCGCAGACUCUUUGCGUACCGUUUGUGCGGUCAAUGCUUUUACAGAGUUUUUGUUGAGAGCGAGACAUUCAGUAUUUGAUAAAUAG